AUGCCCCCCAAAAGUAAUCACUACUCUACCGUGUCGCACUCGGAUACCUAUGAUGAUUCCACUACUGAAGUUGACGAGUCACUCAUGGGCGAUGACAAGCAAUGGCACUCAAUAGAUCUGAACGCGCAAGGGAAACAGGCAGGAAAAACUUGGAAAGAAGUCAAAAUUCUCUUGAGGAGAUAUCGCUGGCUUAUCGACACACUUCUCCUCCUUACGAAUAUUGGUCUCUCACUAGGGCUGUCAUUACUGUUGUACUACCAAUUUGAAGACGCCAAGUUCCCGUCGCGAAUGACACAGAUUGGCGGCGAUUACACAGGCGCUGGCCCGCAAUUCCCGAUCGAGAUCAAGAAAUUUGAUGCCGACCAUGCCGUGGUGCCUCCUAACGCAACUGAAUUUCUUUCCGAAGCUACGCUCAACCAAUGGCGAUCGCUUUUGCCUGCUGGUGCCGGUUGGAAAUCGGAGGACGACGGUCCUUUCUUCACCACUACCAUGACCCAUCAAUUGCAUUGCAUCUUCAUGAUGGGACGCAUCUACUCCGGGAUAGUCGCCAAUAAGACUGAUAUGUCUAGAACCGAGGCUGAUAUCCAUUUCUAUCACUGCAUUGACUAUCUGAGACAAGCAGCCAUGUGCUCAGCGGAUCUGGCGCUUGAACCACAUUUGAUUACGGACGCGGACGAUAAUGGGCCUGGAGAUGGCAGUUGGAACGGCAUGCAUGUCUGCAAGAACCACAAUCAAGUGAUCAAAUACGUAGAUCGACAAAUCAAGGAAGGCGUUCGUGUGGUUCUGCCGAUAGAUGACUGAGCACUAGAUUUUAUAAUGAUUUUUGAGUUGCAGCGUCUUUAUAGCAUUGAGAAUAGAAUAUAACAGUCAUACAUCUCUUCGGACUCUUAACGAAUUAAUCGUACGCAGCACCGUCGGCCCGCAUAGUCGCCUCCUUUACGGAAGAGAUUGUGCAGUAGGAGAUAUUCACCCAUGGAAUGGAUUCUAGGUAACCCAAACUCAUGUUGGUUGGCGCCAAGACCCACGCCGCAAGCCUGUACCCACGUUCUUACCUAAGAGUCUCUUCUGCGCAAGACAUAAUUGGAUUGCGCCGCACGCAACAGCUGAAAAUAAGUUUGAGUUCU
Messenger RNA from Colletotrichum acutatum, 1124 nucleotides. RefSeq lists its product as uncharacterized. Gene Ontology annotation, biological process: mycotoxin biosynthetic process. The transcript is spliced from 7 exons. NCBI's taxonomy places the organism in Eukaryota, Fungi, Ascomycota, Sordariomycetes, Glomerellales, Glomerellaceae. Bases 1 to 801 code for a protein of 266 amino acids. The record is from RefSeq and is a predicted model, not a curated record.